Molecule: messenger RNA, 5954 nt
Organism: Lytechinus variegatus (green sea urchin)
Lineage: Eukaryota; Metazoa; Echinodermata; Echinoidea; Temnopleuroida; Toxopneustidae
Gene: rasgrp3
Product: ras guanyl-releasing protein 3-like
Exons: 16
Coding region: 800-3214 (804 amino acids)
Biological process (GO): positive regulation of GTPase activity; Ras protein signal transduction
Cellular component (GO): plasma membrane
Molecular function (GO): guanyl-nucleotide exchange factor activity; calcium ion binding
Source: RefSeq, a predicted model, not a curated record
GUCGUCGUUCAUUCCAAGCAGUGAUAGUGAUGGGGGAAGCCCAGGGAGCCUACCAUCCUCCCGUUGUCUUGUUCUACAUAGAUCAUUAGUCGCAGGCAAACAUCGCCAUCGUCAGUAGCUACCAUAAUUUCCCCGUUUGAUUCCACUUCACAGUUGUCUCUGCCCCGCACUGGAAGGGUACCUCCGAAAUCGCUGUAAAAGGCUUCUUAUUGUUUCCCUAAUUACCCCAGCCAUUGUGGAUGGCAAAAGGAACCGAUAUCGCUUAAAAUGGAUGGAUUUUUCAAAAGGAACCAAUGAUGCUUAAACUUGUGAAGGCACAUUCUCUGUGAAUUCUUGUUUCCUUGCCUGUGUGGAUGGAUUUUCCAAAAGGAACCAAUAUUGAUUUUGAAUUGUUAAGGUAUUCAUAUUUCCAUUUGGAUCACCACUUACCUGAAUGAUGAACCUGGCUGCCUCUUUCUCUGUCUAUUUGAUAAGCAUUCAUCUUCCUAAACAUUUGCAGUCGGAUCACGUUUCUCUUGCAAGAAGUGCAUCGCUUCUUGAAACACCGAGAGGUGAACCUUUACUCAAAUAUACUGGAUUACGACAUUCUAUGAUCAGUCUUUUGCUCUAAAUGGCUGAAGAGUGACGGCAAGGAUCCAAUGCGACAUCAAGUGCUAUGUUAGAUUAAGUGAAGUCCAUAUUUGUGAUGAGCAACUAUUCAUUACCAUUUGCAAGAUCUUUGUUGGAAUCGAUAUCAUGUGUCUAGUUAUAUAAACACGAGGAAGAUAAAUCAAUCAAGAUUUUAGAAAGGGUAAGCAUCAUGACGCAAGAAGCGAGCAGCCCGCGGCGGAAGAAACCGCUCUCGCCGACCUUUGACACGAUGGAAGAAGACAAGGGCGCCAUCGCUGGUCUCAACCUUCGGAGUGCUCCCAUUGACAAACUAGCCAGUACAUGUAUGGAUUGCUUUGAUGAGCAUGGCUCGUUAGUGGAGGAGACAGCGUUUCCAAGGGUUCUCUUUCUGAUGCACAAAUGGUUCAUGACGUCAGAGGAGCUGGGGAAGCAGUUCAAGCUUUUAUACCAGAGCUGUUCCAAGGCGUCGUGCAGUCGGCCAUCUUGCUCCCAUUCAGCUGAGGACAAUGAAUGCCAUGUCAACGCCAAAAAGAGAAGGAUAUGCCACGCAUUAAAGUACUGGAUAAUGAAUUUCCCAAUGCACUUUGACCUCGACAAGGGGCUGGCGGGGGUCAUGAGCCAGCUCCAGAAGAUCAUCCAAUCAGAAGGGAACACACAACUCAAACAUGUCGUUGAUAUCUCAAAUGUGCCAUCCUAUGAUUGGAUGAGGGUAGUAUCGGUGAGGAAUCCAUCUGUAAGAACCAAUAGGAAGGUCUCGUUGGUCUUCAAUCAUUUAGAACCUAAGGAACUAGCUGAUCAUCUCACAUUCCUGGAAUACAAGAUCUUCAGAAGAUUAAAUUUUGCUGAUCUGAAGAGUUAUGCCCUCUCUGGUCAGUUAAAAGACAACUUAAAACUUGAGCGAUCCAUCGGUCUCUUCAACGGCCUCUCGCUGUGGAUAGAAUGCAUGGUUUUAAGCAGACAUACACCUAAACAGAGAGCAGAGGUCAUUACAAAGUUUGUACAUGUGGCAAAGAGGUUACGGCAGCUGAAUAAUUUCAAUACUUUGAUGGCUGUGGUCGGUGGUUUGAGCCAUAGUUCUCUGGCGAGGUUACGGCAAACAUCUGCUCAUGUCUCAUCAGAAACACAGAAGAUCAGUACAGAGUUAUCAGAGAUGUUGUCAUCGGCAAGUAACUUCAGCAAUUACCGUAAGGCUCUAGCGGAGGCAAGAGGAUUCAAGAUUCCUAUCUUAGGGGUCCACCUGAAGGACCUGAUCCUCCUGCACACAGCCCUCCAGGACAAGACGGAGGAUGGUCACAUCAACAUGAGGAAGAUGGCCCAGCUCUCUGUCACCUUUGCCGAACUCAUGCAGCUCCAGAACUGCAAGCCACCUCUUGCCGCCAACAUGGACCUAGUUAACAUGCUCAGGGCUUCAUUGGAUCUACAGUACACUGAGGAUGAGAUCUAUGAAUUGUCCCUGGCCAGAGAACCAAGAAAUUCAACCAGUACUCCCCCAACCCCCACCAAGCCUGCAGUGUUUGCAGAGUGGGCAGCCGGUGUGUCGCGGCAUGCUGACCAAGAAUCGAUCGCCAAACAUGUGACUGCUAUGGUAGAGGCUGUGUUCAAGAAUUAUGACUUGGACAAGGAUGGCUUAAUUACAUACUCCGAGUUCCAGAGUAUAGCGACCAGCAAUUUCCCUUUUAUGGACUCCUUUUGUGUGCUUGAUGCAGAUCGGGAUGGCCUGAUCAGCAAGCAGGAGAUGCAGUCCUACUUCGUGCGCGCCCACAGCCUGGCCCUGAGCACGAGCUUCAAGCACACCUUCAGCGUCCACACCUACUUCAGCCCGACCUUCUGCGUCCACUGCACCGGCCUCCUCUGGGGGCUCAUCAAGCAGGGGUACAAGUGCAAGAUCUGCGGAGUCAACGCCCACAAGCACUGCAAGGAGAGGGUCGUCAUGGAGUGCCGCAGCAAGAAGUCCCUCGGCCUCAACGGCAGCAUGAUCAUGUCGUCCUCGGCCACGCAGUCCCCCACAGGGGGCGCCCUGCAGCGGAGGCACACGAUGGACGGUGGGGGUCCCAUCAUGAAUGGAAUGAACGGGCUGAAUGGGCACAAGGAAACAAAUGGCACAACUAAAACUAAGAACAUGUCCUGGGAAGACAAGAGACGGAUCUCACUCCGUCAGAAGACAUGUCUGAUCGAGACCGCCACACAGACGGAAGACCUCAUACCCAACACCCCUCCAGAAUCAGACAAAGAAUCAGAAGAACAUGAGAUGGAGGUCGACCAGGGGCACGACCAUGGUGGAAUCAUCUGUGAUGGUCGACGGUUAAGUGAACUCAGCGAGGAUGAGAGUACGAGUAGUUUUGGCGACCACGGAAGCACGGCAGGAAGUGAUUCGAGUGUCUUCUUAAGGUCGCCGAAGCCCGAUUUGAAAGAGAAAUUGAUGAUGGCUGAAAGGGAUCGGGACUCGCUGCUGGCCGAAAACAACAGACUGAAAGAAGAGAUGAAGGGAAUGAAUAUGAAGAACCAGCAGUUAGAACACCAGUUAGAAAUGGUCAAGAGACAUACGGUGUCAUUUAUUAUUGACCAAAUGGACUCGAUUCACGUGCAGAAAGACACGACAGUCUAGAGGUUCAGUGUAACCGGGACACAGUUUUUUUAUGCAGAAAGACACUACUAUCUAGAGGUGGUUCCAGGGGAGCAUUUCGUGAAAGGACUUGAUGGACAUGUUAAUGCGACAAGCCCUGUUUUAUCCGACGGGUGCUGUAGUAACAGUGCUUCUCAAUCAAUCAAAGGACUUUGUCAGAUCCGAAAACUUGUCGGACAACAGUGUUGAUGAAAUGCUCCCCAGGACCCACCUCGUGUGCGGAAAGACACUACUAUAUAAAGGUUGUGACGACCAUGACAAACAACCAUUACUAUUGACAGGAAGAUGCCAUUGUCUAGAAGUGGUCACCUGAGCUAACAACCCAACGACAUAAUACUGUCAACAGCUAGAAGAACACUACUGCUUUGAUAUGGUAUCUGCGUCAUUACAUAACCAGUAAUGAUAAUCAAUUAAUAAGCUUAUUAAUUAUCAUUUAUGAUAGUGAUGAUUAUUCCAAUUAUCAAUUGGAAUAUGGACAUGGUGAUAUUGAAACCCUUUAUUGCAAAGAUUCAUCUCAUAAAUGCCAGUGGCACCAGAUUUAUGAUUUUGUUAAACUCCCAAUAAUGCAAGAAAAUUAGGAAAAAAUCAGAAGAGCACCCUCAAUGUUUUGAAGAAGGGAGGUAGCCUCACAAGGCCUUGGUGAAAGGAAGAUGCUCUGUAGAAAUGAGAAGAUUGAUGAAAAUGUUCUCCAACUUCAAUGAAUGAAUACAUCCAAAGAGUUUUAAAAACUUGUGAAUAACAUUGGAAACCAACUUUGUAACUCGGACCGGAAUUUUGGGAAUCCACUUAUUGCAUCGAGAAGGUCUUCCUACAUUGUAGAGUGAAAGUGAGUUUGGUAUCCAGAUCGACUCUGAAACUGGAGACGAGACGUUCAUAGAACAGCCCCACUGAUGACACCUGUCAAAUUAUGCACAUCUUGUCAAUGCUGCUAUUGAUUAUCUUGCUGGAUAUUAUUUAAUGGAUUAUUAUUGUAUGAAUCCAACCAGUUUAUUUUCUUAAAAACUGUGGGGAAACACAAUCUUGUAAGUUUCCGUCAGCUAGCACAAAAUUUUGCUACUAUUCGAGUGAGGCUUAUAGCUGAUUCAAUGUAGACAUCAGAGACUGAAACAGACAUUUCCAGGAGGCAAUUUCUUUUAAGACAGGUCUAUCAGCUGAAGUCUGUCGCUUAUGGUUCCAUAGGUUUCGGAACACCCUUGUUGACCCUGUUUGAAAGACGCGUACCGGUGUCGACCACCAUCAGUCCUACGGUGAGACCUACUGUUCAACACUGCAAAAGCAAAUAAGAUUGACCACAUUUUCGUGUUCUACUAGAACAUAACUUAUCUUAUGCAUAUUCUUCGAUGCCUUGUACAUAAGACGACGACGAAAGCAUUCAGUGUCCUAAAGAAUGUCUUGACUUGUGGCAUAUCUAAACCAAGUGCUUUGAAAACUAGAAGAAAAACAACGGAUGGUGAUACAGUCACAAGCCGGAGAGACACCUUUACUUUAUUUUGCUCUCAAAUUACCAACAAAGACAUGAGCUAUUGUCCAAAUGUCAAUUGCCAAUACAUCGACGAGUGGUAGGAACAUAUAUGUUUGGAUGAAGAAUUUUUUGUGGCCCAUAUGGGAAAAUUCAGUAUCUUGCAACAGUAACUGGAUCUACGUAGCCUGCGAAAGAGAUGUAUUUUAAAAAGCUAGAAAAACACCACAAUGGCUCUUAACAACAAUAAGAGAUGUCUCAAGAUAUGCAUGAGUAAAACAUUCUUCCCACAACAAUAGCAGUUGGUUGCACAAUGAGGCUGUCAAAUGUUCCAUAUUUAUUUGAUUCUCUUUGAAAUUAAAUAAUUCCUGACAAGACUAGGUUUUUGUAAGAUUUAUUUUUCUCAUUCUAGAUGCUGCAGUAUGAAAUGGUGGCAUUUUAUGCUCAAUUAAAGAAGUGAAUUCAUGUAAAUAUAUCUUACCUCGUAAGCAAGGAAUAAGUACUGCUGAACACAGAGGAAACAGAAAGUCUCAAAGUAUGUUUUUUUUUAUAUUAACUUAUUAGAUGAUCACUUUAUUCUAUAUCUAUUUUUGAUGGAAUAUGUUCUUUCUUUGCUUGAGACAAACAGGGAACAAAUUAUUUUGUGUAGGAGCAUUCAUCACACUCACACACACAUUCUUGUAUUUGAAAUUGCUGCUAAAUGGGGCGGCUAUAACAAAAACUCCUGAAUAACCACAUGGAGGUCGGGGACACACACUCCCGUGUUCUUCAUGCAUGUGAGGACCUUUGUGUAUGUGCAUGGGAAUUCACUUUGGGUCAUUUCUAACAUUCUAAAGCACCAUCUGACAUUCAGUUAGCAGCCAUUAGAGUAGCCAAAAAACAGUGAUUUUCCCCAUUUUCGGAAACAUCCUCAGUUCGAUAGUGGAGAGUCAAACUGCGUCUCUUAUGGUUAUAACACAAUGACAGAUGCACACAACGCUCGUUGUACACAGCUGAAUUGGGUGAUCAUGAAUAGGAAUUCUCACAAAGUCACUUCUGCAUUUUUUGGUUAACGCGCUGCAUGCAUCCACCAUACACAGUCUUUUGGAAGUUUAAGAAUUGUUUCUUUACAAUUAUGUACAUACACAGCUUGAGUCAAGUCUGAACAUAUGGCCCACAUCCAAUGACAUGCAAUGCAAUCUCUUCAUUACUGGUACUUUAUGAACUAUACAUUUAUUAUCUGCCACGUUCUAACGCACAAACAUAUAUCUGUAAGUAUUUUUU